CGACGCUCGAGCUGCCACGUGUAGUUCGGAUACGACAAUCCUAUCCGGAUGACUUUAAAUUUCGGCGGAUGCCGAAAUUAGGACGCUUCCGGAAUCCCGAGAGCCGACACCGUCAUCAUCGCCGCCCUGCCUGCAGCAUGGCCCAGCACCUGCCGAAUGCGGGCGCGCUCUUCGAGCUCCACGAGCACAUCGUAAACAAGCGCCUCGACGAUGGACGCAUGUACGACGACGACCACCCGCUCGCGUACCCGCAGCAGUCGGCGACCGCCGCCAAGUACCGGCAAUGGCGGCUCUGCGACGACGUACUCUCCAAGUACAAGGAGAUUGCGCGGUCGGGGCAGCACAAGCAGCAGCAAGGCGCGUACAUCGAGGCGGUGCUCUGCACCGGCCGCGCACUCGCGCCGGCCAUCACCGCCCAAUGGGUGCACUGCCUCAAGCGCCAAGAAGCACAAGGUCAAUGCGCGCUCGUCACGCGCCUCCUCGAGCGCAGCCUCCGCGUCGAAGGCCAAGAGCUACUGCGGCACAUGGCCCCCGAGUUCCACCCCACGACGCUCUAGAUAAUACAACUUCACACAGAUAACAACAACGGCUUCUUGUCCAGCGGCUUAGAUGAAGGCUUACU
Messenger RNA from Saprolegnia diclina VS20, 622 nucleotides. RefSeq lists its product as hypothetical. The coding region runs from base 69 to 557 and encodes 162 amino acids. The record is from RefSeq and is a predicted model, not a curated record. NCBI's taxonomy places the organism in Eukaryota, Oomycota, Saprolegniomycetes, Saprolegniales, Saprolegniaceae. The transcript has 2 exons.